CUGGAAGCUGCUGUAAAAUGUCGUGAGGGCGCCUUCGCUUUACGGUCGCCUCUCCCCGAGCGAGCGCCCCGGAGCGCCCACCGCCGUCAGCUUGAGCGAGUCGGCCCGGCGCAGAGCGAGAGGCCCCGCGCUCCGCCGCCCUCCUCGUCGCGCCCUUUCCGGCCCCGGCGAUGUGAGGUCGCGGGGGUGGGCUGCGGUGCCCUCUGGCCCAGGGCUGAGACGGGCGGCAGGUGCCUGUGAGGCGGGCGGCUGCCGGGGCCGGCAGGAUGGAGGAGAGCAUGGAAGAGGAGGAGGGAGGCAGCUACGAGGCGAUGAUGGACGACCAGAACCACAACUGGGAGGCCGCCGUGGACGGCUUCCGGCAGCCCCCGCCGCCCGCGUCGCCGAUGCCGGCCCCCGCGCGGGAGCCCCCGGGCGGACACCUGCUGGCGGCGCCCGCGGUCUCCGCGGACAGGAAGGGCGCCAAGGAGGGGCUCCCGCUGGGCCCGCCGCCGCCGCCGGAGCCCAACGGGGUGAUCAUGAUGUUGAAGAGCUGCGACGCGGCCGGCGCCGUGGCCAAGGCGGCCCCCGCCCCCACGCCCAGCUCCACCAUCAACAUCAACACCUCCACCUCCAAGUUCUUAAUGAAUGUUAUAACUAUUGAAGAUUACAAGAGCACAUACUGGCCAAAAUUGGAUGGUGCCAUAGAUCAACUUUUAACCCAGAGUCCUGGUGACUACAUCCCUAUAUCCUAUGAACAGAUAUACAGUUGUGUGUAUAAAUGUGUAUGCCAGCAGCACUCAGAACAGAUGUAUAGUGAUCUGAUUAAAAAGAUAACUAAUCACUUAGAGAGAGUCUCAAAGGAGCUGCAGGCCAGCCCUCCAGAUCUGUAUAUUGAAAGAUUUAAUAUAGCGCUUGGACAGUACAUGGGAGCAUUGCAGAGCAUUGUGCCUCUUUUCAUAUACAUGAAUAAAUUUUACAUCGAAACCAAGCUUAACAGAGACCUAAAGGAUGACCUUGUGAAGCUGUUCACGGAGCACGUUGCAGAAAAGCACAUUUGCAGCCUGAUGCCUUUGCUUCUAGAAGCCCAGUCAACACCAUUUCAGGUCACACCUUCAACCAUGGCAAAUAUUGUGAAAGGCCUGUAUACGCUGAGACCAGAGUGGGUUCAGAUGGCUCCAACUCUUUUUUCUAAAUUUAUUCCCAACAUCCUCCCUCCAGCGGUGGAAUCUGAACUUUCCGAAUAUGCUGCUCAAGACCAGAAGCUGCAAAGAGAACUCAUUCAGAAUGGUUUUACAAGAGGUGACCAGUCCCGGAAGAGAGCUGGGGACGAGUUGGCCUAUAACAGCUCGUCAGCAUGUGCAAGUUCCCGGGGGUACAGAUAGUGAUGGCCGUGAAUGUUCUUCCCUCCUGAAAAGAGGACACACUGGAGACUGUAUUCAGAGCACAGCAGAGCCUGCGACACUCCGGAGCUCGGGCACAACGCUGUUCCUGGAAGAGGAUGCUGGACUUCUUACUUUGGUUUGCAAUUUUAAAUAACAAAAAAACUAACAAAAAGCAAAAACAUAAAAACACUUGCUGCUAGACUUGGGGGUGAUUUUGAAAUGGGACAAUCUUUUAAUGAGUUUACUACAGAGUCUGUAAGUAGCAAGAUCUUGGAAAGUGACCCUUGCUAAGUGAAAUCUGACAGCCAAAUUCUGUAGCUUCCUCCAAAAAUAUGAGCGGAAGAAUCUUUUUUUUUUUUUUUUAGCACUUGUUUUGUUCAUGUGUGGAUUUGGCAUUUCGGCAGAUUGAUUUCCCAUGUCAGGAUACCUUUUGCUUUAAAACCAAACAGGUCAUUACAAUACAGUAUUUUUCACCCAUAACCAAAACAACUGCCUUUAAAAGAGUUGGUCUUUGUUUAGCGUUAGAAAGUCUCGUAAGAGGAAAAUGCUAACUCUGCUUCCCCCCCAUCAGGUCACAGUUUUUUCCUACUCUGUGCCUUGAGCUUUGUGCACUUUGCAACUGCGUGACCAUGUUGUCACGCUUCCUGGAGAAGUUCUGGUGUCCCAGACAAACCCACCAACUCGUCAAGUGAGACUGUGGCAAGAUGCUCUUUCAGUGGGAGGAGGGAGGGGUGUUCCGCAGUGGGCAGGCUUCCCAGUGCUUCGCCAGGACAUGCUCGUGUUGCUGUGGGGACCAACUCGUGUAGAGCAUCUCCAUUCCCUCUGUCAGCAGGAUUUCAUUCGCUGCUGCUGUGGUGUUGGCCGUACUCUAGUCUGGGGGGAUGGGGCUCCAUGAAAGCUCCCCUCUUAAUAUUGUUGAGAAUUCUCCAACUGUAAGAGCCAUUUCCUGCGAUCUGUGGGAAGCAGAAAUAGUUACCAAAUCCAAAUAUAACCGGCGGUGGGGGGCUCCUGCCCAUUUGUAUUUUAAAUGGGUGACGUAAGUAUGGAGUCUGCAGCCUGCGUCUUUCCUGUGUUGUGUGGAGUGUACAGGGAAGAAGCAGCACUGCUGUUCAGGGCCGCCUUCCAGCUGUGGCAACGCUGUCCUCUGUUCCCCACGCUCAGUGCUAUUCCAGUCUUCCCAAAGGUCUCUGAGGCUUGUUCUAGUGCUUUUUGAAAGACAAAGGAAAAUGGAAAGACGUGGAAAGGGAGAAAGAUGCUGUUCUCAGUGUUUUUGACUCUAAGUUGAACACGGGCUUCACUCCUGUGGGCUACAUCAGACUAGUAGUAUUGACCUCUUGAGGGAGCUUGGAACGAGGGUGGGUGUCACCGGGGGCACUGUCAACACUUGAGACUGUGGGUUGUUCACAGACCUGCCUCUGUCCACUCAGUGUGGUGUUCUUUGGGAGGUGGCGCAGUGAGAGAAUUAGAACUGGGAUAUUGGAAAGAAAUGGGUCCUCUAAUAAUAGAAAGCCUUGAUUUGUGAAAUGACCACACAGAAAAGCCACGGUGAAGGUUGUCCGAUGUACGUGCUUACAACCAGAGUUGGUGGAGUUUGUGGAAGACUUGAAUUGUACUCAAGUAUGUGAGCGUCUUGGAUUGUUCUGAUGGACACUGAAUUACUUGGAGAACACAGACAGGUUCUCACUGUCACCGGUUCAGCUUGAUUUGCUGCACCAGUAACAUCCUGGUAUGGAGGAGGUGUUCCAUUUUAUCAUGAAGUCCAAAUUUUACUUUCUCAGUGGAAGGCUUGCUGCAGACUUAGAAAUAGCACCCGAACGGAAUUCUCUCCUGAGUGAAUAUUGUUCUGAAAGAAGUAAGUGGGAAUGUUUCUGUGAGUGUAGAUGAAUCCUUCAGUAUGUUCAUACCCAAAUGCUUUUUUCUGGGAGAGAGCAUUCUUUUUUUUGGCCAAUAACAGAAGAACUUUCCCUAUAAGGCAUUGUAUUAUAUGAACUGGCAUUAAAAUCUUUGGAUGUUUUUGCAUCAAGUGAAUAGAGAAAUAUGUUCUUUUUAUUGUUUGUAUUAACAAAAAGUAGACAAUGUACGGUUUGCAAAAUUUAACUUUUCUAAGUGUUUGCACAGUGGCUAUGAGAAGAGUUGUGGCUUGGUCCCACAAAGCUGUGGUUGGAAGGCACCUCUCCCUGCACUGUGUCACUCCUGACCCCACGAGGUACUUGACAGUAUAAAGAGCCCAUUUUUUAAAAAAAAUUAUUUUAAAUUGAAAAUGACCUUGCUUAUUUAUUGGGUUUCUUGGUAAAAUUCUUAGUUUAUAACAUGAAGAGAUGAAAUUGCGUCCCCAGUUGCAUUGACGGAGCACUGUUUGCCAGAGGUGUUGUGUUCCCGUGUUGACUUGUGUUCUUGUUGCCAGCACGGUAGGCAGUUACCCAUUCCCGUUAGAUGCUGGCUUCUGUAUGCAAUCAUUGAAGGUCUAGAUUAUUGAAGCCAAAAAAUUGUGCAUGCAAGUUGACACAUGUAAUUGAUUUGGCUGAAUUGACUGAUCUAUGUAUGUGCAACCUGAAACGGAACUGUUCAGAAGAAAACCAGGUCAGUCCUCAUGAAGUAAUGACACAUGGAAUGCUUGUUUGAGAGAUGGUAUGAAUUUUAAAGGUUGGCCUUAAGCUUCAGCCGUGGUGUCGUCUCAUGACCUCUGCUGUCACAGCUGUACCCAACCCGACAGGAAUUCCUGGAAGCAAACCCUGUUGGGACUCUUAGUCCGACAGUUUGCAGGCAGGGUUAAUGGUAACAAACACAAAAGCCUGGACUCAUGUGUUGCGCACUAUUUUGUGGCAAAUUUAUUUCCAUCCCUUUUAAAGUUUGCAGCGGUUACACUCCCUCCAUGUGGGGUCUAGGACGAAUAUUAAUGUGUGGACAGAUGAGAUUGCAGGAGAAUGAUGUCUGGGCCAUGAACGCUGCCUCGCGUUGCCAGUGGUCACACCUGUCCCUCCCCCUGCGGCACACCAGGCUUUCUCUCCAGUUGCAGGUUUGCACACAUAAGUAGUUCCUCAGGAAGAGUUUGCACUUGGAUCACCUUGCAGUGUUUGUACUGACCGAACAAGGGAUCUGAAGGUUUUUCAGCACAAAAGGAUGACUGCAGAGCUGUGGUCUGUACACCUACUAGCAGAGGUAAUGGUGAUCUGGCAAGCAAAAUUGGUUUCUGCAAUUAUAGAGUGAGCAGGAGCACUUGUAGCAUAGUAUUUAAAUAAUUCUGUUUAAUCUCCCUGUAAACGACCACCCUUCCAGAGUUUGUUUCCUUACUGAGGCUGACUGUAUUUUCUUCUUCUUCUUCUCCUUCCCCUCCCCCCGCCAUCGUGGCAGUUAAUUAUUUUUAUGAUUAUUAUGCAGGAGGCAUUGCCCUUGAGCUAAAUGCUUAAUCAGCUAUUAUUAAAGUGAUGGAGUAUUGUUUUAUGAAUAUACACUAAUCUGAGAAAUUAAAAAACUUUAUAACUAAAAAGCAAAACAAAAAAACCUAUGUUAGCUAUCCACUCAUUGUUCUGGGUGUUUGAUGUGAUUUUUUUUAAUGGUGUCUCAUUGAGCUUUUUAGGAAUUUUUGUUUUAAUCCAAGUCUAGGCCUCUUAAGGGGACUUCAGAAUUCAAGGUUAGGAUGUGAGUCCUUGGCUGACACCUCUGAGAGAUUUCCAGGACCUUUCUGGUUGUGAUUACGGUUUUCAGUAAACUUGCAGGAGGUGAAGUUGCCUUUUCUCAGAGGUUAGAAUGAGGUCAUGAGAGCUGGUGCAGAAAUGCCUUCUUGUUAAAUUUCCUGUUGAAAUUUGCCUUCGUUUUUGGCCACCAGAGUUUGUGAAAGGAGCCCUGUUUGUUUCCAAGGGAAGUGAUUCCUCUUCUGUCCCCACUGUUCAUCACAGCCACCGACACCUUCCCUCCUCCGCUAGCCGAGAGAGACCUGUCAGGAUCCCUUUGCAGAGCUGAGUGGCCCCGGUGCAUCUACCAUUUGUGCUUAUGUGGAUGGAGUGGCCUCGGGAGAGCUCACCAGACUCCAUUCCUACAACCUUCCCUGCUGGUUGGAAGUUAUCUUCAUUUCUGGUUGGACUUGCAUUGUUUAGAAACAUGUUAAUGGCUUACUUCUGGAAAAUUUAUAGUGUGGCUCUGGGGUUAAGAAUUCUGUGGUUUGGAAAAAAAUAAAUAUUUUUUAUUGAUUCUCACAUGUCAUUUCCAUGUUGUGACUAUGUACUAAAUACAAUAAGACUGUGGGUAUAUUCUCUUUGGAGGGUGUUUUCUUGUUUGUUUUUUUCUUUUCCAAAGAUGUAUGUAUUUGUUUGAAAGGCAGAGAGAGAGAGAGGUCUUCCAUCUGCUGGCUCACUCCCCAGAUGGCCACAGUGGCCAGGAGCCUGGAGAUUUUUUUAGAGAGGGUGGUAAACUUCUCUCAGUAGUCCCGUUUGUCAGUAUGACAGCUAUGCCAUGAGGAGAAGUAAUUUAAAUGUGCAGUUGUAGGGCGCUGCAGCUGGAAGUGGGAUGUGCAGUUGUAGGGCGCUGCAGCUGGAAGUGGGAUGUGCAGUUGUAGGGCGCUGCAGCUGGAAGUGGGAUGUGCAGUUGUAGGGCGCUGCAGCUGGAAGUGGGAUGUGCAGUUGUAGGGCGCUGCAGCUGGAAGUGGGAUGUGCAGUUGUAGGGCGCUGCAGCUGGAAGUGGGAUGUGCAGUUGUAGGGCGCUGCAGCUGGAAGUGGGAUGUUUUUGAAUGAUUUGGAGAUCAAAUGCAGGCAAGAGGCUUUGCCACCCAUCAGCACGGCCAGGACAAGGGCGAAGCAGUGAAGUCUGAUCCCGGGGUGUGUGUGUCACAGGCCUGGGGAGCUCAGAACAGGUGUUCUCAACAUCUGCUCCUCACUCAGACAAGAAGAAAACAAAAUGGUGGAUGAAACUCUCACUGACCUGGGGUACAAGCCACUGGCUUUGGCUCUGACCUCUGGCUCUUGGUAGAUUUUCAAUCACGCCUUCUGUCACUCUGAAACAUUGGGGGUAAGGAAAUAAAUCUUGUCUGGAUGUCCUUGGCCUUGCUAUAUUGUAAGUCGUGUCCGUGGCCUUGAUCCAUGGUUCACUGGAGCUUUGUUAGAAUACAGAACAUUGGAUGUAUUUGGGAUGUUUCCUAAAUGAUAGCCACACUCUGUCACCGCAGUCGGUCAGGCUGCGUCCAUCUUGACCUCUGGUAGUGAUGAAAGCAGGCUGUGUGUGUGUAGCCAUAUAUGGAGUUACGUAGCCUAUCGACAUACACAGUGUAUAUACAUAGAUAUUCAAAUAUGUAAUUUCUCUUUUUAAACUGGUAUAAUUUUUUUAAUAGUCCUUUAGUCAAAACUGUCCAAUGUGGGGUUUUUGCAUUGAUUGUACUGUGCCUUUUCUGUAACUCUUUGUGUUUUCUUGCUGUGAAAUUAGUAAUAUACCCUAGUUUUUAAAAACCUUAUUUGACAAUUUCACUUUCUCUUGCUGUUUCUUUAGAUGUGUCCUUUCCUAGAGUGUUCUCGAAGGCCAAUUCUCACCACCAACCACCCCCCACACACACACACACUUUUUUUUUUUUUUUAACCUAAAUGCUCUGUUGUGAUAAUGUCUCCAUUUUGGUGGCCACAGACAGCACCAAGCAGGGACUUUGUCUUUUCUUUUGCUUAGCAUUUAAAUCACCCUCUCUUUUUGCCCCAGCCAGGAAGGGUGCUGUUUAAACAUUGCCCCAUCUUUUAGCAAGUCUUUUCUGUUUUUCACUGUGCACAGAACGCUUUGCUAAAACCACUCUGUGUGUGUGUGUGUGCAUUUGUUCCAUCUACUGUCCUUUCUCUUAGUAACCCAAAUUCUAAAACAGGUAGGAGUGUCACACACGAAACCUGAGAGCAGAGCUUUGUCUCAGCUCAAGUAGCCGUGUGUCUUGAGUAGCUUUUUUUAAUGUCUCCCAGUGUUUCCCUGUAUUAAUGUUAAGCCCUCCUUCCCCCAGUUACUCAUGAUAGAGAACCAGAAGGUUGUGACAGUUCCAAGUACUGCCCCUGAGUGUCUAAUAAUAUACCUCAGUAUAUAUAAAUAAAGAAUGGACAGAACAAUUUAUAUAUAUAUAUCAAUAUUAUGAGCAUUUUCAGUAUACCUAUCUAUAAUUAAUAGGUCAGGCUGAAGAUCAAAUUAUUAAAACUGUUAGGGACAUAGAUUAAAGUAGUACGGUUAAUCACUUUAGUCUGGUGGAUCUAGUACAUGAGGGAGUGUGUACAAAGAUAACACCUUGUACCUAUCAGUAGGGAAACAAGCAUUAUUUGCAAACCAAGUCUAACAAUGUAUUUGAAAUAUAGCAGGUGAUAACCAAAUCAGAUUUAUUAUAGGAGUGCUAGGUUUGUCUAUCAAUAGAAAAUCAAUAAUAUGACUCCUGUUAAUGGACAAAAUUUUCAGAUUAUCUGUGAAAAGCUAAAGAAUGUAUAAGGCAAAUUAGAAAAUGUAGUUUAUCAGAGUUGCUGGGACGAAAGUCAGUGUGCAAAUGUCAGCUUCACUCUCAUGUGCCGGCUACAAGCAGUAAUGAGUUUAAAGUUUAAUAAGAAAUAUCAUUUACAGUAGGAAAAGGAAGCAAAGUAUAUAAGAAUAAAUCUUAAUAAAAAGUUUUAGCCUUUAAUAAGGAGACAGUUUAAAAAACCAAAACUUUAUAGACCUAAAUAAAUGGAGAGGAUGUU
This is a messenger RNA of Lepus europaeus (European hare), 8041 nucleotides long. RefSeq names its product CDK2 associated cullin domain 1 (gene CACUL1). The record is from RefSeq and is a predicted model, not a curated record. The transcript has 9 exons. Bases 267 to 1364 code for a protein of 365 amino acids. Lineage: Eukaryota; Metazoa; Chordata; Mammalia; Lagomorpha; Leporidae. Gene Ontology annotation, biological process: ubiquitin-dependent protein catabolic process. Gene Ontology annotation, molecular function: ubiquitin protein ligase binding.